Phialemonium atrogriseum is the source of this 1665-nucleotide messenger RNA. Its product is annotated as fungal-specific transcription factor domain-containing protein. Gene Ontology annotation, molecular function: DNA-binding transcription factor activity, RNA polymerase II-specific; transcription cis-regulatory region binding; zinc ion binding. Gene Ontology annotation, cellular component: nucleus. The record is from RefSeq and is a predicted model, not a curated record. Gene Ontology annotation, biological process: positive regulation of transcription by RNA polymerase II. NCBI's taxonomy places the organism in Eukaryota, Fungi, Ascomycota, Sordariomycetes, Cephalothecales, Cephalothecaceae. Bases 150 to 1601 code for a protein of 483 amino acids. The transcript has 5 exons.
UCUACGACGUAACCCACCUGUGUAGACAUUCUCCUUUUGACAACUAUCGCGGACGAAGAGAAGAUUAGCUACUACCCGGACAUCACACCGGCACUCAGCAAUUAAUACCAUCAAUCGCAAUUGUGAGCGGUAUUAAUUAGUUUAUUUCCAUGGAGCGGAAUCUGCCCCGAGCGGAGCGACAGAACGUCGAGGGAGUAUGUUGGACGUGCCUAGAUAAUAACUGGCAAUGUGACGGGUGCCUGCCUCGCUGCAAUGCCUGCACACAAAGAGAAGUGAGGUGCCGCGGAUAUGGUGUGCGUCUGCAGUGGCCAACAGGGGUUGCAGGCCAGAAGACAAGGCUGUGGAGACGGCAAGGCAGAAGAUCCUCGGACGCAAACUCUCCGGCAGACACGGACCGCGAUGUCGCACUUCCGGGGGCCAUAUCGGCUCUCGGUCUCCCAGCAGAGGAGAGCUUCUUCAUGCAACAUUAUCUCCAGAAUAUUGCCAGGAUAGCUCUCGCCAUCGACUACGACGGGAACGGAUACCGUUCUCUGCUGCCUAUGGCCGUGCAAGAACCUGCACUAUUGAAUGCUGCUCUCGCAGUUGCCGCUUCCCACCACAGCCGUUGGCAACACACGGCUGAUAAGACGUCUCGCAAGUACCUCCGCGCCGCCGCGAAAGCUCUUCGGGACAGGUUUUCGACCCCGGAUCUCGUCCAUAGCCAAGUUACCCUGGCCUCGAUGUUGCUCUUGGUGUCUUUCGAGGUGUUUUCAGGCUCGAACCGGUGGCAGGGACACUAUGAUGCAAUACGUGGCUGGAUCCGAUCUCGUGGCGAUUGUUCUGACCUCGACCCGUUUCUCAAAACCUGGGUCUGCUUGCUUGACACCCAGAGCGCCUUGAAUCUCGGCCAGCCGGCGAUGCAAGAGCUGGAGUCCUGGCUGGACAUUACGACGGAUGUGGCUGGCCAAGAGCAAUGCGUAGAUGCUCUAUUUGGCUGUUCGUCCAGGCUACCGAAGCUGAUGUGGGCGGCGUCUCGGUUAUACGCAUCCUCCAAGGAUAACCAGAUAACCUUGGAUGAACUACGGAACCAAGCGGAAGCCCUGCAGAAUGAGAUUCGAUCAACGGUCAUCAUCCUCGAUUCCCAACCCCUGGUCGGCAUCUCCUGUCACAGCACCGCACAGCCAUUCGCCACCGUGGGCAUGGGUCAGGAGGAGCUGCGACAGCGAAUGGUGGCCACUGCAGAGAUCUUCCGCCACGCCUCGCACAUCUACGUGUACCGAAUUAUGCACGGCCCGGAGGAGGCCCUGACGGAGGAAAUGCAAGCAUCUCUCAACACCGCCCAGGAUCUGCUUACCAUGGUGCCCGACGCGCUGGGCCCGGGCGCGAAUCUCGGUUGGUGUUUGGUGGUGCUCGGGGCCGAGCUGGACGGCACACACGAGCGGGACUACAUCCGGUCGAGACUGGAUGGGCUGCAUCUCCUGGGUAUCCAUAACACGAAGAAUGGCCAGAAGAUCCUGGAGGAGGUCUGGACCCAUCGAGACCUCGUCACCCAGGGGCAGGCCCUGCCAGAACGGUGGCAGGACACCAUGCAACGUAUAGGUCAAUCGCAAAUAUUGGUCUAGCAAGCAAGCUCACGUAACCCCACUGAGCUGCGUAUUAACUUGCUAACUACUACUACUACCGAGA